CCGAACCUUCCUGCAGGUGGUGAGUCCACUGGGAGGUACCAACUGUCCUGACUGGGAUUGGCUCUAACCCAGGAGGUCAAACCUGGGGUUCCACACCCCUGACAGAGACGUGGGCCACAGGAUGAAUUCAACAUUUGGUAAAAAAGUCCAUUUAUUUCAAACAGAAAGGAAAGAAGAAAAGUCCACGCUGAGGAAAAGUCUGUUUCCUGUUUAAGUUACUAGCUGCGCCGUGAUUGGUCAAAGCCGUCAACAGCAGUUUGUUUGAAUCUCAGUGUGUGUGUGUGUGUGUGUGUGUGUGUGUGUGUGUGUGUGUUGUCUUUUUCCGCAGCUUCAGAGUAACUUCAGAAACUUUUCUUUGGCACUCCUGUGUGCGUCAGCAUCAACCAAUCAGACGGCAGCGAUGGCGGGUGAUGACGUCACCGGGGCGGCUCACGGUGGUCUCUCCUCCCGCUCAUUAGCCUCAGCCUCAGAGCAGCUCCAGGGUUUGAACGCGCUGCGUCCGUGGUCACAUGAGCUCCAGCGACCAGUCCGCGGCUAACACCACGCUGCUGCGUCCGCCUCCGCAGCUGGAGGAGUAUUGGCUCUUCAUCAUCAUGACCACAGCGCCCUCUUGUGUCUUCCUCUACAUUAACAGCACCAUCAUCUUCACCCUGGGCAGUAAGGCCGUCUUUUACCACACGUCUCGCUACAUCCUGCUCCAGAACCUCCUGGUGGCCGACACCUGUCAGAUCGCCUACAGCCAGGUCAUGUUUCUGAUCGCCAGCGCCAGAGUGCGGACCACCUACGUCCCCUGCACAGCCGCGCUGCUGCUGGGGAACUUCUUCAACGGCGUCUCGCCUCUGACCCUGACGAUGAUGUCGCUGGAGCGGUUCGUGGCCGUGUGCGACCCCCUGAGGUACCCCACCAUCGUCACCAUCCAGACCACGGCCCAGGCCGUCGCCGGUGUCUGGGCCUUCAGCGCUCUCAACGUGCUGACGCGGGUCCUGCUGCUCCUGCGGUUCCGGGCCCUGGACUCCGUGCUCAUGGUGGACGUCUGCGGUCAACAGAACAUUUUCAGCGACCCCGCCUCUGACCUCUACAGCAAGGCCUACUUCGGUUUCCUCUUCGCGUCGGGGUCUGUGGUGAUUGCGUCCACCUACGUCGGCGUGGUCCUGGCGGCUAAGUCCGCAACUACGAACAAAUCGUCGGCCCGUAAGGCCCGUAAGACUCUGCUGCUGCACCUGGUCCAGCUGGUCCUCAGUCUCCUGUCGGCCAUUCACCACCCCAUCCUCUUCUCCGUGCACAGCAGCCUGCCCAAGGCCACGGCCAUCAGAGUCCAGAUCCUUCUGUACCUGGUCGUCAUCAUCGUGCCGCGCUGUCUGAGUCCGCUGAUCUACGGCCUGAGGGACCAAACCGUCAGGCCCGUUCUCCUGCAGCACCUCUGCUGUGGUUGGAGAUGUUCAGGGUCCGAGAGACAGAGUCAGUGACCAGAGAUGGCGUCGAUCCGACCUCGAGUCCUCCAGCACCUCCUGGGUUCACAUCCCGUCCGUGGUCCGUGUAGACCUGCUGGGUUUCAAACCGUCAGGAUCUUUGGCUGCAGCUGAAGACCAGGACCAGAGUCGGACCAGCGGGUUUCACCCUCGAGCCUCUGCCAGGGUCACCAGACGGGGGAUGACCUCAGUGACCCUGACCCAGGCCUCAGUCGGGGACUAAACCUGAAACCUCUGGGUCUCAUCACGUCCUUCUCUCCUUCAGAUGUUUGUGUGUAAAUGUUGUGAUGUUGAAAAUAAAGUUCAACCACAGAUGAUUUAACCACUUAGAUUUGGAUUUGUUUUAUUUUUGAACCCAUGAAGUUUCGUGUUUUUCAAUAACUGAC
Cynoglossus semilaevis (tongue sole) is the source of this 1855-nucleotide messenger RNA. RefSeq names its product olfactory receptor 1F12-like. The coding region runs from base 510 to 1466 and encodes 318 amino acids. Gene Ontology annotation, cellular component: membrane. The record is from RefSeq and is a predicted model, not a curated record. Gene Ontology annotation, molecular function: olfactory receptor activity; G protein-coupled receptor activity; odorant binding. The transcript has a single exon. Lineage: Eukaryota; Metazoa; Chordata; Actinopteri; Pleuronectiformes; Cynoglossidae. Gene Ontology annotation, biological process: detection of chemical stimulus involved in sensory perception of smell; G protein-coupled receptor signaling pathway.